Molecule: messenger RNA, 252 nt
Organism: Monascus purpureus
Lineage: Eukaryota; Fungi; Ascomycota; Eurotiomycetes; Eurotiales; Aspergillaceae
Source: the annotation of a GenBank genome assembly
AUGGCAUCCCAGGCUGGACAGAGUGCCCAAGACGCUCCCAAUUCCUGGGAUAAGGCGCAGAGAAAAUUCUCCAAUAAGGGUGCCAGCGAGUACUAUGAUCCCUGCCAAGACUUCGCAGACCGGAGUCUCAAGUGCCUGAAGCGGAAUGCAUUUGACAGAGAUAUGUGCCAUGAUUAUUUUCAGGCUUAUCGUGAUUGCAAGAAGGAAUGGAUGACGCAGAAGAGGCUGUCAUCGCCUGUACUCAAAAAAUGA